AUGGAGGAACGUAAGCUUGAUAAAUUUAUUUUCACUUGGAUUAUUGAAAACGCAAGCAUGUGUCAUCAUUCUAAUAGAGAAAUACUGAAGAGUCGCAGUUUUACUUUACCUUCUUUACCCAGUAUGACAUGGCGUAUAUAUCUACAUCCGCGUAGAAAAACGGAUACAAAUUAUGUAGCAAUUUACCUCAUGAGAACUGAUGAUUUUCUAGAAACUUCCAGAGUAAAAUUUGAUUUUCAGUUCUUGGAUUCCGAUGGAAAGUUGAUUUACAGUAGUGAAGAAGAUGUAAGUGAAUUUACACACGAUACUGGUUGGGGAUACGCUAAAGCUUUUAAAACGAAGACUCUUUUCCGUUCCCUCAUAAAUGAUAUUCUCAUUAUUAAAUGUAACGUGGAGGCAGUACUUAAGGCAAACAAGGAAGAGACACUUCUUUCACUUCCGUACAGAAAUGCAUCUUUCACGGACGUCGUAUGUACUGGUGGUGCUGUUUACAAAGUGCAUAAAGCUAUUUUAUCGGUGAGGUGGCCCAAAUUGGUAGAAAAAUUGGACGCUCAAGAUGCGUCCCAACUAGUCAUGAGUAUUACGCCAGACGUUCUAGAGGCCAUGAUCGAGUAUGUUUAUACGGGAAAACUGGAUUGCAGUAAACCCGAGAUGUUAGUCAAAUUGUAUGAUGCUGCAGCAAAACACGAACUGAGUUUACAAUGCAUGCCUGUAGUAGUACAGAAAGUGCGAACCCGCUUGAAUGUACAGCAAAUAUCGUUUGAGUGGCCGAUCGAAAAUUUCUCCCGCCUACCUGUUGAGACAGUAUUAUACAGUCAAGUAUUUUCUGUUCGUAUGAAUGAAGAUGCUCCCUAUAGAUGGACUUUGAUCUUUCAUAAACGUGAUGUGGGUUUUGAUAUUUCCAUUUGCAAGAUACACGAUGAAAGAGUAAUUCCAUUUUUCCUGAAAAGCAAAAUAUCGUUGUGUGGAUCUCAUUCUCAAGAAAAUGAGCAUAGGUUGAAAAACAUUAAUACUUGGAAAUGUGCGGAAUUUUUCGAAGAUAUUUCCACAGAUCAGAGUGGUGAUAAAUUAUUACUUAAUUGCCAGUUUACGUUUUCUUAUUGCCAUUAUAUUAAUGAAAUGAUGGAAUUCUCAUGCGCGUUUACAUCAUCUAUUCAUUGCCAUGAUUUUAGUAUAAAUAUUCAAAAUCUUUUCGAAACUGGAGCAUUCUCAGAUGUUGACAUAAAAGUUGGUUCGAAAACGUUUUCUGCUCACAAAUUUAUUCUCUGUGCUCGAUCACCUGUGUUUUCUAAAAUGUUCGAAACCGAAAUGAUCGAAUCGAAAGAGAACAUUGUUGAUAUUUCAGAUGCUGAUCCUGAUACAAUCGACGAAUUUUUAUUUUUUCUAUAUUGCGGACACUUGAGAAAGCCUUUGGAAGAAACUUCGAAAAAAUUAUACGCUGUAGCUGAUAAAUACGAUGUUCCUGCGCUUAGGAAAAGGUGCUCGUCUUUCUUCAAGUCGAAUCUUGAUUGCAAAAAUAUAAGCGAAAUGCUUCGAUUAGCUGAUUUGUAUUUGGAUGAUGAUUUGUACGAGAUGAAUUUUGAAGAUGAGCUUGCCGUCGAGAUUUACUCCAUGAUAGGUAUAGUUGCUAGACCAUUCUAUUGGUUCGUCAAAGAGGAUGAGUACAUCAAAGGUUCUAGUAGAAAAAUGCACUUGACGCAAUGCCCGAACUUUCUUACAAAAAUGGAUUAUUCUCUAACAUCGUGUUGCGUACUCAUGAUGCUGUUUUCAAAGUACAAAGCUAUUUUAUGGGCGAGAUGGCCGAAGUUGAUAAAAGAACUUAAUAGAAAAACGACUCAGGAGAUAAAUUUUGAUAUCCCAUCUAAUGUACUUGAGUGCAUGAUCAAAUACGUUUACGCUGGAGAAGCAGAACUCGUCGGAUAUGAAUUGUUUGAAGAAUUAUCCACUGCUGCCGUGAGAUAUGGACUUCCUAACUUGAGUUCUAUUCCAAAUGUUUCAAAGAAAUGUAGAACUCGCAUUAACGUAAUGCAAAUAUCAUUUGAAUGGCCAGUACAUAAUUUCUCUAAUCUGUCUGUUAAUACAAUACUGUACAAUGUAUUUAUUGUCGAAAUCCUGAAACCCUGCAGAUGGUGUUUACAACUGCAUAUCCGUGAAAACGACAAAAAGGAUAGAAUCUUCGAAAUUUGCAUUGUCCGACCAAACGAUUUUGAAGCCAAGCCGAUUUUCGUUAAAAGCAAGAUAUCUUUCGAUGUAACUAAUUGCUUUGAAAAUGAUCACUUGUUCGAAAAAGAUAAAAAAUGGAAAUGCGCGGAAUUUUCGCCAACCAUUUCCAAAGGUUCACAGGAUGUAUUGCUUCUUAAAUGUGAAUUUAAGUUUUCAGAUUGUAGUCAUUCGUCUGAGACUCUAGAAACUUCUUGUGGCGUUUUAUCUUCUAUAAAGUGCAAUUAUUUCAGCAACAGUCUUCUAAAGUUGUACAAAAGUGGAAACUUUUCUGAUGUUACUUUAGUAGUCGCUUCCAAAACUUUAUCCGCGCACAAGUUUAUUCUGUGUGCCCGAUCUUCAGUGUUUUCCAGAAUGUUCGGAGAUGAAAAUACCAAUUCAGAAAACAGUAAAAUUGAGAUUACAGAUGUCGAUCCCGAUGCUAUGGAUGAAAUGCUUGAAUAUAUGUACUCUGGUCGCUUGGAAAAACCUUUGGAUGAAAGAGCAAUAUAUCUGUAUGCGGCAGCAUUUAAGUACAAUGUUUUUGCUUUCAAAGAAGAGUGCUCGGCUUUUCUGAAAUCAAGUCUUUCUGCUAAGAAUGUCUGUAAAGUUUUCCAAUUAGCCCAUAGUCAUUCUGACGAUGACUUGUACAAGAGUACUUUAAAAUAUUUUUCUGAACAUGCGAAGGACAUUUUCUCAACCGAUGAAUGGAAAAACAUUACUAAAGAAAACUUGUAUGCAAGAGGUUUGGAAAAUUUGAUUGCCAGUAAAAUUAUUUCAAAAGAGGCGAAGAGUACAAACCCGCUGCAUGUAAUGGAGGAACAGACAGAUGAUAAGUUUACUUUCACAUGGAUUAUUGAAAAUUUCAGCAUGUGCCAUCUACCAAAAGGACAGUUUUUCGACAGCCCAAGUUUUGUCAUUCAUUCUAUACCCAGCAUAAAAUGGUGUAUAGAACUAUACCCGAACGGAUAUCUAAAUGAAAAUUACCUAGCGGUUUACUUGAGAAGAGAUGAUGACUCCAUAGGAGUGUGCAAUAUAAAGUAUAGCAUUCAGGGGUUAGAUUCCAACGAGAAGGUAAUAUUUUCUUGUCUUGAAAAGGAUGCAGCUGUAUUCGAAACGAACAUGAGUAGAGGGUAUUACGAAGCCUCAGAAAGGGAACCGUUGUGCCAGUCUCUGAUAAAUGACAUUCUGAUCAUAAAAUGUGUCAUGGAACCUGUGUUUGAGACUAACGAACAAGAAAUGUUCACUCCUAUUCCUUAUGAAAAUGGACUCUUCACUGAUAUCAUUUUGCGUGCUGGUGAUACUAUUUACAAACUACACAAAGCUAUUUUAUCAGCCAGGUGGCCCAAAUUGCUAGAAAAACUGGACGAUGAAAAGUCUAGCGAACUAGCUUUGGAUGUGAAAUCUGACGUUCUGGAGGUCAUGAUCGAAUACGUUUACACCGGGAAGCUGGACUGCAGUAAAACUGAGAUACUAGCGGACUUGUACGCAGCUGCAACGAAAUAUGAACUUCUUAACUUGCAGUCCACACCAAUAGUAGCACUGAAAGUGCGAACACAAUUUAACAUUAAGAAAGUAUCAUUUCAUUGGCCAAUACGGAAUUUCAGCACACUAACUAAAGAUACUGUGUUGUACAGUCAUGUAUUUUCUGUUUCUCUUCCAAAUCCUUGUAGAUGGUAUUUAAUCUUUCACCUUCGGGAAUAUGCGACUGCUAAUACGUCAUUCCAUAUCUCCAUUUGUAGAGUACGUAAUACAGAACCGAAGCCGGUUUUCGUGAAAAGUAAAAUAUCUUUCGAUGAGCGAAAUUCUUCCAAAAAUAAACACUUUUUUCUAAACAAUGAAAGUUGGAAAUGUACAGAAUUUUCUGGAAACAUUUCCAUAAAUUCUCAAGAUGUAUUGCUACUUAAGUGCGAGUUUAUAUUUUCUGAUUGCAAAUACUUCAGCGAAAUAACGGAAUCGUUUUGUUCUUUUACGACAUCUAUUAACUGCCAUGAUUUCAACAGUGAUCUUAGAAAUCUUUAUGAAACAGAGCAAUUUUCCGAUGCUAGAAUAACAGUCGGUUCCGAAGUAUUCUUCGUACAUAAGUGCGUUCUGUGUGCCCGAUCUUCCGUGUUUUCUAGAAUGCUCCAGACGAAAAUGACGGAGGCGAAGAACGAUACGAUUGAAAUUUCAGACGUGGACCCCAAUGUAAUGGAACAAAUGCUCUCAUUUAUGUAUUCUGGUUAUUUAGAAGACAUGGAAGAUUCUGUUGGGGAGCUUUAUGCACUAGCCGAUAGGUACGACGUUUCUAGCCUGAGGAAGAAGUGCUCGAACUUUUUUAAAUCGAAUUUUACUUUUGGGAAUGUGUGCAAUAUUCUCCAGUUAGCCGAUUUGCACUCCGAUACUGAUUUGUUCAACAGUGCACUGGCUUUUAUUUCUGAUCAUGCAACGGAUGUUUUCUCAACCCAUGACUGGAUUAAAAUCACGAAACGUAAUUUUAUGGCAAAACUUUUGCAAGACUUAGUACUGAAAAUAAAAUAAAAUUACGAACGUGACGAUAUUUGUAGGAAAAUUAUUAUUCGUGCAUGUCAGUUUUAAAAUUUUUGUUUACCGCACGCCCUUGUUUUUGCUUUGGUAAGUUAACUCAAAGUAAUAAAGCAGAUA
This is a messenger RNA of Stegodyphus dumicola, 4842 nucleotides long. Its product is annotated as speckle-type POZ protein B-like. Lineage: Eukaryota; Metazoa; Arthropoda; Arachnida; Araneae; Eresidae. Gene Ontology annotation, molecular function: protein binding. The record is from RefSeq and is a predicted model, not a curated record.